Molecule: messenger RNA, 3220 nt
Organism: Biomphalaria glabrata
Lineage: Eukaryota; Metazoa; Mollusca; Gastropoda; Planorbidae
Product: CDK2-associated and cullin domain-containing protein 1-like
Exons: 9
Coding region: 178-1131 (317 amino acids)
Biological process (GO): ubiquitin-dependent protein catabolic process
Molecular function (GO): ubiquitin protein ligase binding
Source: RefSeq, a predicted model, not a curated record
UGAUAUCUGAAAAACUUGGAGAAAUGAUGAUGGCUGUUGUGUUUUUAAUAAAUUUUGGAUGCGAAAUAAACGCAUUUUUAUGAUAUUUUCUUUACUUCCAUAUCUUUAGAAUGCUACCGUGAUUGUUAUUUAAAUAGACAUAGAUCUAGCUAUUAAACUGUUUUUCCUCUGAAAAGAAUGGAUGAGCCUAUGGAAGCAUCAUAUAAUCCUGCGUUGGACGGUGUACAACAGCAGGGCCAGCAACAAGUUGAGCAAGUACUUUUAGGACACAGGGAUCAACACACUUUUGGUAAUAGUGUUAAUAUGAAUGUUGGUUUGGCCACACCAUCACCUGCUUCAAGUCAUCCAGGCAUAGCUUCUGAUGAUACUAAUAUCACUAAACCACAUUUUACACCUUUGUUACGCCCUGGCAGUAUGGUGAUGAUGACUCUUACUGAAGAAGAUUAUGAGGUGCAAUAUUGGCCUAAACUGAAAACUGCAAUUGAUCAUCUCCUAAACAUAAAGCCUGGUGCCUACAUCCCUAUUUCAUAUGAACAAAUGUACAGUUGUGUUUACAAAUGUGUAUGCAAGCAAUUUUCUGAAAGGCUCUACAACGAUUUACUAAACCAUCUUACCUCUCACAUGGAAUAUCUAAAUCAAGAGUUGAGGAAACAUGAGGGAGAAACCAUUCCUUACAUUGAAACAUUUUCCUUCCUUAUGCAUCAGUAUCUCCAAGCACUGUCAGGAAUUGUUCCCAUCUUCAAUUACAUGAAUCGAUUUUAUGUAGAAAACAAGUUAAAAACAGAUUUAAAUGAAGAGUUGCGAAAAUUGUUUUGCUUGAAAGUAGUAGAUGUUCAUAUUGGAAAUCUGAUAAAAAUGUUAGAUGAAGUCAGUGCCGUACCAUUUGCAAUAUCUCCACCUACAAUGGCAAGUGUUAUGAAAAAUCUGUAUGCUUUAAAUGAAGGUUAUUCCAAGUUAAACCCAGCCUUGUUUUCUCGCUACCUUCCCAACAUUCUUCCUCCAACUGACCCUGCCUACCUUGAUCAAUAUGCACAGGAAGCUAGAACAGUCCAACAACACAUUGCUUCUAUGGAAUUCAGCCACAGUUCAACUAGAAAGCGUGUUUAUGAAGAUGAUAUUUCAGUAAAUUGAUUAUCAUCAAUCAGGGAAUUUGCAUUUCUGUGAUAGCCAGUGGUGUGCUACUGUUGAUGUGGUAACUUAUUUCCCUCAACUAGGCUGAACUGAAGACUUUUUUAUGAAUUGCAUCACUGUGGAUUAAAAAUGAUUUAAUUUCUGCAUGUUUUUUUUAAAUGCCAAAUUUAAACAAAUGUUUUGAAAAGUUUAGUUUAUUUCAAUUAUUUGAAAUUUAUUCUUAUCUUCUCAAAACACUUCCUUUUGGUAUUCAUUAGUAAGACUACAUAAGUUAUUCAUUUAUGCAUCAAUAAGUUCUAGCUAACUCUUUCAGCAUGUCAUGUCUGUCUUAUUUGAAUGCUAGAUCUUUAAAAAAAAUAGAUUUGGAAUAUUCCUUUUCUUACUGGCUACUAGUGUUGUUAUUGUUUUUGAAAUUGUAUAAGAUUAAAUGCACUGUCUCAAAUAUGACCAGUCUUAAGAUUAUUGUGGGAUGCCUCACAGAGCAGGUGCUUUUUUUCAUAAACAUUGUCUUGUGAUUACCAAAGAAACUUAUUUUGGGACAUAAUAAUGAUUAUUUAAAUGCUGGGAUGCCCCAUUCAGAUUGGACCAUCUGUGUGUAUUGACUAAACUCUUCUAAUUCCAUGAUGCUAACAUUUUUAUGACAAACUCUUGUCAAUUUAGCUAAGAAUCUUUUUUUUUUUUUUGGAUAUAUAUUAAAUAAUUUGAUUUAAAGAAUCAUUUUUGGUUGUUUUAUUUUGGACUUAUUGUUAUUGUUUUAUAUCUAUAUAUAUACAAAUUGCAUUUUUUUCCAAUUAUUGAACUUAAACUAUCAUAAAGAAACUUAAUUUACUUUCGUACUGUAGUAUUUCUGUGUAUUUAUAACUUUCAUUAGUUGGGGGAAAAUAAAGAUAAUUCAGACUCACCAUCAUUUAUGUUAGAUGGUUAUAUUUGACAAGUAGCAGUUUUAGGGGAUAGACACACACAGCUUAAAUGUCAUCACUGAAGUUAAUUUAAAGUCAGAUUUUGUUAAUUUUCUUUUAAAUAUUAUUAAUCAAACUUGCUUUUCAGAAAAAAAAUUUACCUGUUGUUUUUUUUUUCAAGGCAAGUUGCCAGUUUGAUUCCAGUUUUCUCAUGUUUUUCUCGUUAUAAGAAAUAUGAAAAUAAUUUAUUUGAUCAUCUUUUUUGUCUUUUUUUCUAAACUUUGAAAUUUUCGGUAACAUAAAUAUACUUUUCAAGCACCUAAUUUUUUUAUUUUUUUUUUAAAUUCCACUGACUAUGUAUUAUAUUCAUUAGUGAAUCAUUUUUGUUAGCAAAAGACACAUUUCUGACUCAAAAAUUUAAAUGGUGGGGGGUGGUAUUAGAAUGUUAAUGGGUUAAUUACAUCAUUAUUACUUUUUUUUAAUUAUCAAUUUAGGAUAGCUGAGUGCUUUAGCGAGCACAAAAAUGUAUGUGAACUAAUUUGAAUGCUGUGUAUGAUACCUAACUUCUCCUGUGUUGAAAGAAUUGUCCUUUUUGUGUGUUACAUUAUAAAAGGGAACGAUAUUUGAAAUGUAUACAAGUAAAUCUAUGUUAAGUCUUGUUUCUCAUAUUCUUGAUAAUGAAAUAGGCAGACCUCUUUAACUUGUUAUGCGGUUCAUGUGUAGAUCAUGUGGAGACUUAUUACUUAGUGUCCAUACAUCAAAGAGGCUGUCUUGUAUCUCUAAGUCUAUUAUAGUCUCAUAAAAUGUAUUUGUUCAUUUUCACUAAAUAUUUGUGAUUGUAUGACACUAAACUUGGGAGCUGCACUCUUUCUUCUGUCAAUAAUUGCAGUACUUGGAAUCAGGGAACUAGUGUCUGUUUUACUCUUUUAUAAAUAAAUAUAAAAUAUCUAAACCUACAAGAAAUUAUUUUUAGUACAUUUCUUUUUGUUGGCUUUUUUUUUUAAACCUACUCUAUGAGUGUUUAGGUAGCCACAAAGUUAUGAUUUCUGAACAUGUUUACUUGUUAUAAUUAAAAAAAAAAGAUUUCCUUUUUUUUUCUAUUUUACUAACAUUUUUUUUUCUCCAUAUUUCAUUUAGUCAUUGAUUUGAAUGUUUUCAAGUUUGUAAAUAAAUGCUUUUAACUUGUUUCA